Molecule: messenger RNA, 867 nt
Organism: Trichoderma citrinoviride
Lineage: Eukaryota; Fungi; Ascomycota; Sordariomycetes; Hypocreales; Hypocreaceae
Exons: 2
Coding region: 1-867 (288 amino acids)
Source: RefSeq, a predicted model, not a curated record
AUGAGAAUCGACUUCGCCCUUCUGGUCGUCACUCUGAUGACCACUGCGUCCGCCAGCGUCAUCGAUGGCCCUCGACAUGUGGUGAGAGUUGACGGCGUCGCGCAGUCCGAGGAGCACGAUCUGUUCAAGCGCAAGGGCGGUGGAGGUGGAGGAGGAAGAGGUGGCGGCGGAGGCGGUGGCAGCAGAGGAGGCGGCAGCAGCUCUGGCGGCGGCAGUUCUGGAGGCAGCUCUGGAGGCAGCAGAGGUGGCAGCAGCGGCAGCGGUGGAAGCUCGUCUAAUCGUGUCUACAGUGGCAACCGAGCCCCCAGUUCCAACGUCGGUGGCACAUCAGCUGGAGGCAGCGGCCCGAAGCCAUCGUUCGGCGGUGGCCGAUAUUAUGCUGGUGGUGCAGCGACACCCUACCGCGCCGGCGGACGGAGCCCCUCGGGCAUUCUGCCAUUUGCCAUCCUUGGAGGUGCCGCCCUCGCGUUCUGGCCCGGCGUCUGGCUGUACGGCGCGUACAUGUACCCCUAUCACAAUCCAUACCACUACUUCAACGAGUCCAGCCGUCGCAACGAGACGCGAGACGUUCUCUGCGGAUGCGGCACGUAUGAUGUUUGCGGUUGCGACGAUAACAACAACACUGCGUACUAUAACAGCCUCAUUGGAAACGGCAGCUACGACGCGCUCAACAAGAGCAUUGUUAACGUUGCCGAAGUCAACGGGACCAGGACCAUUCUCAUCAAUGGUAGCCUUCCUAACGGCACGACAGCCGACGGGCCAGAUUCUUCGCAAGAUUCGAGCGCUGCUAGCCUGAGGAACAUUGCUGAGCUGGUGGGUUUCUGGCCUGCCGCCACUGCCGUGCUCGUCGCCGUCUUCCUAGCAUAA